GGGCACAUAGGAAUUUAAUCUUGAUUUACCGAACAGUCUUCUUAAUUAUAUCUUGACAUGAGGUUUUCAUCUAUAUUUCUGCUGACAUUUGGUGUUAUCGCUAGUAAGGGCGAUGGUACAUACCCUCGUCCUUCAGAGUUGAAUGCUACUAAGCCGAACAUACUCAUAGGAGGUCUCCUUCCAUUGGACAUCACCUUUUCAAGACGUUUAAUGACUGCUGCACAAAUCGCAAUAGAUGAGAUCAACAAAAGAAAUGACGUGCUUAAAGACUACAAUCUAGUACUACACAUGAAAAAUACAUCAGUGGGUGUACAACUUUCAGAUUACAUAAUUUCAACGAGAUUACAGUUGUUUAUAAUCUCGUCUAUAACAAGUACAAAAAAAUUAUAGUAUGUAGUUUUCUAUUCAUUGAUACACUCACGCCCAGGGGCGUGAUGAUCUAUAAUUUCAAAGUGAUUUCAAAGGUCAAAAUUUG
Messenger RNA from Owenia fusiformis, 475 nucleotides. The record is from the annotation of a GenBank genome assembly. Lineage: Eukaryota; Metazoa; Annelida; Polychaeta; Sabellida; Oweniidae.